AUGUUGGCCAACCAGACUGGCUAUCUCAAUCGCCUGCUGGCACUACAGGACAAAGACGGCCGGCCGUUCGCCGAGGCUGCUGCCGAAGCUGGGUACGAAGAGGCUCGGAACGCUGGUUCGGUGGCAGCCGUGGCUUUGGGUCGGGAAAAAGUGGGAGCUUUUGUGGAGCUUCAUAUCGAACAAGGGCCGCUACUGGAAGAACAAGGGCUGGAUAUUGGCAUAGUGACAGCGAUUGCAGCACCAGCAACGCUAAUGGUCGAUUUCAGUGGAGGAGGGGGCCAUGCUGGUGCUCUGCUCAUGAAGCACAGGAACGAUGCGGGGCUGGCAGCUGCUGAGCUCUCAUUGGCUGUUGAGGCUGCUGUGCUGGCGACAAAAUCAGAUGACACAGUGGGAACCACAGGGCACCUCAUUCUUCAGCCCAACGCAGUGAACAGCGUGCCUCGCCAUGCACACUUGGAGAUUGAUAUUCGAGAUAUUGACGAGGCGAGGCGGGAUGGCGUGGUGUCAAAAGUUAUGGACGCUGCUCGGAGCAUUGCUGGCAGGCGGAAAGUGAAGGUGGAGAGAAUGGAGCUGGUCAAUGCCGACCCGCCCGCCCAGUGCAGCAGCAUGGUGACGUCAGCUGUUUUGUCUUCAGUGCAGGAGCUGGGUCUGAGCCACCGGCGCAUGGUCAGCCGGGCGUAUCACGAUGCACUGUUCAUGGCGAGGGUGGCGCCAACAGGCAUGAUAUUCAUUCCCUGCCGAGGAGGAGUGAGUCACCGCCCUGAUGAGUUCACAUCAAAGGCCAACCUCGCCAACGGAGUGCAUGUGCUCGCCCUCACACUCGCCAAGCUCUCGCUGCUCUGA
Closterium sp. Yama58-4 is the source of this 843-nucleotide messenger RNA. The record is from the annotation of a GenBank genome assembly. Lineage: Eukaryota; Viridiplantae; Streptophyta; Zygnematophyceae; Desmidiales; Closteriaceae.